AAUGGCCCUUGCAUUAGGACUGCAGCUACUGGAUAGGUCACAAUGCAUUCUGAUUUUGACUUGUGCAUGUGCAAAAAUGAUUAUUUCCAUGCAAGGGCACGUUUUUGUCUGUAAAUCGCUAGGGGACUCCAGCGUGGUGAUGCAUGGACACACACUCACUCGCUCACACUGAGUCAACUAGAUGAAUGUACCGCACAGGAUGUUGCAGCCCAUCACAGGCAACGGUCCCAGCGCAAGCCGCGGCCUCGGGUUGAGCGGCCACCCGGGAAUGCAUUCCCUCAACCCGGUACACCCGUCCUCGCAACACCGCCCCGACGGAGGAGACCCCGGGGGCCUUGAAGGUACCGAAAACGGACACGACAACCGCCGGGACAUCGGUGAUAUCCUGCAACAGAUCAUGACCAUCACAGACCAAAGUUUAGACGAAGCUCAAGCAAAAAAACACGCUUUAAACUGUCAUCGGAUGAAACCGGCUUUAUUCAGUGUGCUGUGCGAAAUAAAAGAGAAAACUGGUCUUUCAAUGAGAAACGCUCAGGAAGAGGAACCUCCAGACCCACAGAUUGUGCGAUUGGACAAUAUGCUGCUAGCUGAAGGUGUAGCCGGUCCAGAAAAGGGGGGCGGAGCCGCUGCAGCUGUCUCUGCCGCGACCAGCUCUGGCGGGAUGUCACCUGACAGCUCAUUGGAGCACUCUGACUAUAAAAGCAAAUUGAGCCAAAUUCGGAACAUAUACCACACAGAGCUGGAAAAAUAUGAGCAGGCCUGCAGUGAGUUCACCACACAUGUUAUGAACCUGCUGAGAGAGCAGUCUCGAACCCGGCCUGUAUCUCCCCGUGAGAUCGAGCGCAUGGUGGCUAUCAUCCAUCGAAAGUUCAGCUCCAUACAGACGCAGCUCAAACAGAGCACCUGCGAAGCAGUUAUGAUACUGCGCUCACGGUUUCUGGACGCCAGGCGCAAACGGCGUAAUUUUAGUAAACAGGCCACAGAAGUACUGAACGAAUACUUCUAUUCACAUCUCUCGAACCCGUACCCGAGUGAGGAAGCCAAAGAAGAGCUGGCCAAGAGCUGUGGCAUCACCAUUUCUCAGGUGUCCAAUUGGUUUGGCAACAAGAGGAUUCGCUAUAAGAAGAACAUCGGGAAGUUCCAGGAAGAGGCCAAUCUGUACGCCAUGAAGACGGCAUUAGGAGCGACACAGAGCGAGGAUUCGCCCCACACUCCAAAUUCUACUGGAUCAGGGUCGUUCUCUCUCUCUGGGUCAGCUGACUGCUUCUUAGAAGUUCCUCCAAUGAAUGGCGAGCAGCCUCCCUAUCACAUGGGUGCUCAGACUAAUGGUAAUUGGCAAGAUCAAAACACACCACCCUCCGCCACUUCACCCGGAAGUGAUCACUCCGACAACUCUGACUGAUGAACUCGACUCUAUCCACUGACAGCUGGCUCACAUUCGGAGGACUAAAGUAAUGAAAUAAUGGUGGUCAUACUAUUACCCAACUGCAGGUUUUUAUUUUGUUUUGCCUUUUUUUUUUUUAUUCUCAUUAUUGUACUUUACAUUGAACCUCAUUCACAAAACACAAGUAGGAUGAAUUUGGAUAACUGGUUUGUAAAACCAUCCUUACAAAUUUUCACCGUCAAUUCUUGGUGAAUAUAACAAAUUUCUCUAAAUCGUAACACCAUUCACAUUUUUUCACAAAUAAUUUAUUACAGAUAAAUUUGUGUAAAUCCGCUCAAAAAUGAUUGCUUUCAAUUCAGUGCAAGCAGAAUGUGUUUCUUGUGUGAAUGAAAUCGUAACACCAUUCACAUUUUUUCACAAUUAAUAUAGUAGAGCAAAUUUGUGUAAAUCGUUCAUAAAACCAUACUUGCGUAAAUUUUUGCAUUCAAUUCAGUGCGAGUAUAAUGCAUUUCUUUUGUCAAUCAGAAAAACAUGAUGUAAAUGUUUGCAUUAAGUUAACUGAAAGCAGAGUAAAUUUCUGUGUAAAUCUUUUUACAAACCGUCUUGUGUAAAUCGCUCAAAUAACCAAUAGUACGAAAUUUUCCACAUUUAAUUCACGCGAGCAGCACAAAUUUCUCUAUAAAUCAUUCAUAUUACUAUCUUGCAUACAUUUUCACAUUUUAUUUAAUGUGAGUAGGGUGAAUGUCUAAAUUGCUCA
This is a messenger RNA of Xyrauchen texanus (razorback sucker), 2141 nucleotides long. RefSeq names its product pre-B-cell leukemia transcription factor 1-like. The transcript is spliced from 8 exons. Gene Ontology annotation, biological process: embryonic organ development; neuron development; eye development. Bases 182 to 1402 code for a protein of 406 amino acids. Lineage: Eukaryota; Metazoa; Chordata; Actinopteri; Cypriniformes; Catostomidae. Gene Ontology annotation, cellular component: nucleus. Gene Ontology annotation, molecular function: DNA-binding transcription factor activity, RNA polymerase II-specific; RNA polymerase II cis-regulatory region sequence-specific DNA binding. The record is from RefSeq and is a predicted model, not a curated record.